Molecule: messenger RNA, 1203 nt
Organism: Rhizopus microsporus ATCC 52813
Lineage: Eukaryota; Fungi; Mucoromycota; Mucoromycetes; Mucorales; Rhizopodaceae
Exons: 2
Coding region: 1-1203 (400 amino acids)
Source: RefSeq, a predicted model, not a curated record
AUGGCAUACUCCACAUCGUCUGAGCCACUCACAUACCUUCAAAACCCUCUGUUACAAUCGUCUCGACAACGAAAUAGUUUUCAACAAUGUAUCGUAGAAAAAGUAUCCAAUGCUUGUAACAUUUUUAAGCAAGGGCCUCUGUCCAUUCGCGACCGUGCAACCGUCCUCAAUGUACUUAUUCCGUCCUCGCUCUGGCAUGUUCUUAGAGUAGUUGGGGUUAACCAAAAGACUUCUGACACUAUCCGAAAGAUUUUCCGCAAUUUCCUUGGCUUCAGGAUUUUCCCAUCUAUAUCGCUAGACACCUUUCAACAACUCCUCAAGCAUGGUGGACUGGGUUUCCUGGAGCCGAAUUGUCAACACCUGGCUCUUCAAUAUCGGUGGUUAACUCCUCUCUUGCUCAAUGAUGAUCCUUCUAGUUUUAUUACUUUAUGGUUGCAGGCCCAUUUGCUUGGUUUAUCACCUCUGUCGAUUGCUGACGCAAGAUUACCUUUUCUCUUCCCGUCCUUUCGCAAAGACCCUUUAGCAAUGAAUUUUCCAGGGGUCCUUUCGGUUCUCUUUCGGUCUUUCGACGCUCUUUUUGAUUCUGGUACAGUUCUUACUUUGCUCAACAGCUCUUUAUCCGAACGUCCUAAGGUUUCUGUUGAAAUCUGCUUAUCCUUACCACUAUCGGAAGUCAUAAAUUGGCCCGCAGAUGGCUCACUUAGGGUGCAAAGGCCUUAUAAGUCUCUUCAGGCUAGCCCUGCUUUUUGUUUAUCACCUGAUCACUCUCAUCUAAUUCCCAAAGCAUGGGUGAACGGCAGGACAACUUACUUUACAUCCUUUUUCGCCCGCCUUUAUUUACCGGGCAGUAUUAUGGCUGCUGUUCCAUCGUCUCUCUCUGAAAUCUGUGGCCAAUUAGUCCAUCCUUGGCUCGAGCCAAACUCUGAUAUUAUUCUGCCUCGUAAUUUUCACAAGCAUCACCAACAGCUUUUACAGCAAUCUGGUGAAUGCCAAGUUUCCAAUAUGCCUCGAUCAAUGUCGUUCUGGCGUCGAUUUUGGAACUUGUUGAUCCCAUUGCAAAUUCGGACUCCUUGGUAUCGUCUGUUACAACAUAAGUUUCCUUGUGCAUCCAGAAUGCAUAAAUUGCUAGCGUCUUCCUUCUCCUCAGAAUGCCGAUUUUGUCAAAUUCCAAAUGUAGAAGAUGAAAUGCAUUUUAUCUUGUGA